GUCCCAUCGACUUGUCCAAAAAAAAAAAAGCUUCCACUACUCAGCUCCACCCGCCUAGCAUCAUCACAAGCUCACCCGACCGACCAGCUAGCCCUUCCAAACGAAAAUUUAAGCCGUCCACGCGUGUUUCUGGGUUUUGGGCCACGAAGCCUGCUCGCAGUCUUCUCUCUUCCAACGCCACUGAGGGACCCCUCAACACCACACAGAAUGUUCUCGGCACGAAGUGUAGCGCGCAAUGCGCCGCGGACCCUUGCACGCCUUUCUUCAAUCGCCAGACCUGCCUCGGCCAGACACAGUGCUCUUCUGCGCGAUCAAUGCAGGACCCUCCGGCCGCAGGUCUCUGCCUUUUCGACCUCUCUGCUCCGACGGGCGGCUUCUGGGGUCGACAGUGAGCUGAGCGCGAAGCUGAGCAGCGAGAUCUCGUUCGAGGCUGAGAUGAAGGAGAGCGAGCAGCAACCAGCCAGCAUCAAGGACUUCCUAGACAACGGCCCCUUUGAGAUCCAGGACACUCCUGGCGCCCAGAACGUCGUGCUUACACGCACAUACAACAACGAGAAGAUCACCGUGACUUUCUCAAUCGCCGAUAUCGCAAACAUGGAGAACGAGAUGUUUGACGAGGACUCGGCCCUCGGCGACGAGGAGGGCGCACGCUCUCAAGAGAACGAGGAGAUUGACGAAGACGACGCCGACGCCGGCAACGAGCCCAACGUGACGUGCCGCCUGAACAUCGUCGUCGAGAAGCCCGGGAAGGGUGCCCUGAACAUCGACGCCAUCGCCCAGGAUGCCAGCAUCAUCGUCGAGAACAUGUACUACUACAACGACCCCGCCAUUGCCCACGCCGCGAACCCCGAGGCUGAGCACAAGGGCCGUGACAUUUACCCUGGCCCGCCAUUUGGCACCCUGGACGAGGACCUGCAGCUCCUGAUGGAGACCUACCUGGACGAGCGUGGAAUCAACUCUACUCUCGCUGUGUUUGUGCCCGACUACAUGGACGUCAAGGAGCAACGGGAGUAUCUGGCCUGGCUAAACAAUGUCAAGGGAUUCGUGGACGCCUGAGCCAUGGCACAAGGGCUGAGCGAGGCAUCUUUUGGCGCCUCGAAUGCAUGGUGACGGGCGGAUCAAGUCGCCCGUCUUUGAAUGAAUUUUCCACUCAUGAGAUGAUGUAUUAUAGGCAGUGGCCAGGGGCAAGGACAUCACUUCACAUCCGUGCCACUUCAUACCCCACAAAAAAAGGAUAGGAAUCAGCGUUAAUCAAGUCUCUGCGCGAAGUCAUUUUAGGAGAUACAACUAGGAGCCUCAUUGCAGAUGUUGAUAUGACUGAUGUGGGGAAGUACGAUAAAAUCAACGAGCAGUGAAACCCC
Molecule: messenger RNA, 1361 nt
Organism: Diaporthe batatas
Lineage: Eukaryota; Fungi; Ascomycota; Sordariomycetes; Diaporthales; Diaporthaceae
Exons: 3
Coding region: 208-1056 (282 amino acids)
Biological process (GO): cytosolic ribosome assembly
Cellular component (GO): mitochondrial matrix
Source: RefSeq, a predicted model, not a curated record